Megalobrama amblycephala (Wuchang bream) is the source of this 1945-nucleotide messenger RNA. It is a transcript of the gene fh, whose product is annotated as fumarate hydratase. The coding region runs from base 45 to 1574 and encodes 509 amino acids. NCBI's taxonomy places the organism in Eukaryota, Metazoa, Chordata, Actinopteri, Cypriniformes, Xenocyprididae. The record is from RefSeq and is a predicted model, not a curated record. The transcript is spliced from 10 exons. Gene Ontology annotation, biological process: malate metabolic process; tricarboxylic acid cycle; fumarate metabolic process. Gene Ontology annotation, cellular component: mitochondrion; tricarboxylic acid cycle heteromeric enzyme complex. Gene Ontology annotation, molecular function: fumarate hydratase activity.
AUCCUCGACUCUGGUUGGCGUAUCUGGUUCCGCCCCCGGUCGCCAUGUAUCGCUCCGCUCGGGAACUGCAGCGCUUCAGCGCGGAUCUGUCGAAGCUCUGCGCCGCUCAGAGAUCCAUCACCGCCCGGAACAUCCGCCCAGCGCCGGGGCUCCUGCACAGCCCGCUCAGAAUGGCCAGUUCAGAGUCCUUCAGGAUUGAGAAGGACACGUUUGGAGAACUCAAAGUUCCUUCUGAUAAAUAUUAUGGAGCUCAAACUGUCAGAUCAACCAUGAACUUCAAGAUCGGAGGAGUGACGGAGAGAAUGCCAAUCCAGGUGAUCAAAGCCUUCGGGAUUCUGAAGAAAGCCGCUGCAGAAGUGAACAAAGAUUACGGUUUGGACCCAAAGAUCGCAGACGCCAUCAUGAGAGCCGCUGAUGAGGUGGCUGCUGGGAAGCUGGAUGAUCAUUUCCCUCUGGUGGUUUGGCAAACGGGAUCCGGAACUCAGACGAACAUGAAUGUCAAUGAGGUCAUCAGUAACAGAGCCAUCGAGAUGCUGGGAGGAAAACUGGGCAGCAAAGACCCCGUCCAUCCUAAUGACCACGUCAACAAGAGCCAGAGCUCCAACGACACGUUCCCCACAGCCAUGCACAUCGCCGCGGCUAAAGAGGUCCACGAGGUUCUUCUGCCAGGUCUUCAGACGCUCCACGACGCUCUCGCUGCCAAAGCGCUCCAGUUCAACGACAUCAUCAAGAUCGGCCGCACGCACACGCAGGACGCCGUGCCGCUGUCUCUCGGACAGGAGUUCGGCGGUUACGUGCAGCAGGUGAAGUACAGCAUCGCGCGGGUCAAGGCGGCCAUGCCUCGUGUGUAUGAGCUGGCGGCCGGCGGCACUGCGGUGGGAACCGGACUGAACACACGCAUCGGCUUCGCUGAGAAAGUGGCGGAUAAAGUGUCUGCGCUCACAGGUCUGCCGUUCGUGACGGCGCCCAAUAAGUUCGAGGCUCUGGCGGCCCAUGAUGCACUGGUGGAGUUGAGCGGCGCUCUGAACACGGUGGCCGUGAGCAUGAUGAAGAUCGCCAACGACAUCCGCUUCUUGGGAUCUGGACCUCGGUCGGGUCUCGGCGAGCUCGUCCUGCCGGAGAACGAGCCCGGCUCCAGUAUCAUGCCAGGUAAGGUGAACCCCACCCAGUGCGAGGCCAUGACGAUGGUAGCAGCUCAGGUGAUUGGAAACCAUGUGGCCGUUACUGUAGGAGGAAGUAACGGACACUUUGAGCUCAACGUCUUCAAGCCAAUGAUCAUUAAGAAUGUCCUGAACUCGGCCAGACUGCUGGGCGACGCUUCGGUUUCCUUCACCAAUAACUGUGUGGUUGGAAUCGAGGCGAACACCGAGAGAAUCAACAAACUGAUGAACGAGUCUCUGAUGCUGGUCACGGCUCUGAAUCCUCACAUCGGUUACGAUAAAGCCGCCACUAUAGCGAAGACGGCGCACAAGGAGGGAUCGACUCUGAAAGCGACGGCCGUCAAGCUGGGCUUCCUGACGGAGGAGCAGUUCGAUCAGUGGGUGCGUCCGCAGGACAUGCUGGGACCCAAAUAGAGCGAGAUAAAGGUGGUCUUCACACAAUAAAACACUCGUUUUGAUCCGUUGAGUCUUUGCCAAAUGAUGUCAGUGACGCCGAGAGCUUCGUGUGUUCAGACGCUGCUGUGAUGGACAUGAGAUCGUCAAACCCGCCUUAAUGGAUCUAAAACUACCCUUAUUAUUAUUGUGAUAAAAAUCCUUUAUUCUUUUGGUUUUGGGGUUAAAGCAGCUUCAGUGACUGAAUGAAGCAUCAGUUAUUCACUCGUGUCUGUAAACAGAUUCUCUCUGUGUUUCAGCAUAUAUUUAGUUUCACAGCAUCUGUUUUCUGUACAGUUUUGUGUUUCUCUUCAUCUCACUGAAAUAAAGCCUGAAAUCCUGCAGACUCUUCA